AAACGUAAGUUACGCUUCAAAUAGAAUGUAGUUUAUUUUGGUAAUUUCAGGUUAUAAACCCCCAUAAUACUCCAAUGGGUAUUUGGUUCUGUGAUAAGCUAUAUACCCGAGUGCUGUUAACAUUUCAACGACUGGCUAUAUUGGAAAUGUAUAGGCUAUAAAAGGAGAGCCGAGUUUUAUUAUUUCUUCUUUGCGUCCGUUAUUUCUCGAGUAGUACCAGGAAAUUGACUGUGUUCAUCUGAAAAUCGUUAACCAAUAGUGGUGCGGUCUCUCCCCCGUGUGGAAAGAAAUGGGAACGUGGAGGCUCCGCUAUCGUUAGGCUUUCCCUUGCAGCGCAUUGUGUGCACGAGACUUCUAAAACUUGUCUUCAAAAUGCAAAAGUCUCUAUAGUGUCGUCCCAUGUGAAUACUCGGUACAUGCUUUAUCGCUAUAAUCACAGCCUGCCAAUUCGCAUUGAUUGUGUUAUGACAAGAAUACGUCAAUAUGUAGCCUACGAUAGCGUCAGCAAUGAAAAUGUGGAUUUAUCUACACCAAGGCUAGAGAAUUGAAGAAUUGAAGCAGAAAAGUCGCGUAGCCAGUAAACUGUCAGUAUUGUCACUCUUGAGCUGCUCCGUCACGAAACCUGCAUCUUCUGAAAGAGCGGAGCGUGCCGGUGACUCAGAUGGGGACGCCGCCUGUGGUUCCAGGCGUAAGACUCAGUUUUCCAGCCAGCAUCUGAACAGACAACAAACAAGAGCAGGAGUCCCUACAGAUGGAGCUGUAAGAAUCGUCCGCAAUCAUUCUGGAGAAGAGUAGCCUACUUACUGCUCGCGCUGCCUGUGGGAAAGGAAAGCAUCCUGGACUUUUUUAAACAAUUGCGCAGAUAGAGACGAGACGGGACUGAAGGAUAUACUUUGAAUACUUCUUAAAUUCUGGAUUUACAAACACGUGAGUUUCUCAGAAGCGGCUCUACCUUGCAUUCAGCCCUGAGGAUCAACACUACAUAGAAAACAAGAGAAUGCCACUUGUUUUGGAGAAAACAGUAGAAAAGAAAAGAAUUUUCCUCGCCCCGGGAUAAAAUCAUUUUAUAUGUGCAUAGCUCACAAGAAUAGGGACAAACUGGACAUCUGCACGAAGGUAUCUGGAAGAAUCUAACGGGCUUCAAAAGCAGGUCAACAGGGAAGGAAGGAAAACACACGUACCAGCAGGACAGCGCACAACUAAAGAGUCACAAGGGGAGCACAACGCUGUGAAUUCUCAAGGCACCCCGCUGUCAGGCCGCAUUUCAGGUCAAAGAUGACACUAUUAAGUAUAAAACACUUCCUGUGGAUAUUUUAUGUGUGCUGUGCAGUUGCUGAACAUGAGCCCAUCUGGCAGAUGAAGGUGGAGAAGAGUCCCCCGGUCAGCAGCUCUCUUGCAGGAAAAGCGGUGCUGACCUGCCACUUCUCGACCAUGCCGACCGCGGUCCCCACCCUCAGCUCCACCUCGGCCGAAACCACCACCACUGCCAGCCCCGCCCCCACCACCACCUCGGCAGACCACCUCCGCAUCAAGUGGACCAAGUUGGAGGAUGACAUUGAGAGCACGGUGCUGGUGGCCCAGAAUGGGGUGAUCAAGAUCGGGCCGGCCUACCAGGGCAGGGUGUCUGUGCCCAGCCAUCCGGAGGAUGUGGGCGAUGCCUCUCUCACCAUGGUCAGACUCCGGGCCAGCGACGCAGGGCUAUACCGCUGUGAGGUCAUGUACGGCAUCGAGGACACCCAGGAUACCGUCUCUCUGGAUGUCACUGGUGUCGUUUUUCAUUACCGGGCUCGCAGCAGUCGAUACACACUGGACUUCAGCGAAGCCGUUAAAGCCUGUCGCCAGAUCGGGGCCUCCAUCGCCACGGCGGGCCAGCUGAGGUCUGCUUUUGAGGACGGGUUCGACCAGUGCGAUGCUGGCUGGAUUGCGGACCAGACUGUUAGAUACCCUAUCACGAGGCCCAGGGCUGGUUGCCAUGGAGACCAAUAUGGAAGGCCUGGCGUCAGAACGUAUGGACUCCGAGACCCCAGCGAGAAAUAUGAUGUGUACUGUUAUGUGGACAAACUGCAUGGUGAGGUUUACUUCUCAGCCUCUAAGAUGACCUUGGAGGAGGCCAGGCAGGACUGUGAAAACAGGGGGUACGUGCUGGCUUCCCCCGGCCACCUCCAUGCAGCCUGGAGGAAGGGCCUGGACCGCUGCGACUACGGCUGGCUCUCAGACGGCAGCGCCCGCUACCCCAUCUCUGUGCCCCGGACCCAGUGCGGCGGGGGGCUGCUGGGAGUCAGGACCCUCUACCGGUACCAGAACCAGACCGGCUUUCCCCAGCCCACCGAGAAGUUUGGGGCCUUCUGUUUCAACGGUCAAGACCCUGUCACCCCAGAGCCAGUUACCACGGUGUCUCCCAAGUUGGCUGGCUCGGGCAAAACAGAGCCCCCCAUGGCUCCAAUUCCUGUCGGCACAACAUCCAUGGCGGAGGCUCCCUCCAUGUUCUCUACGAGCAUGGCUGCCCCAUGGGAAAGAGGGUCCCUUGGGUUGGUCACCUUUCCCCCUGAACCUGCCGUCACCACACAUGAAUUUGAUGUGGACGACUUCAUCAGUGAGAGCCACAGCCAAGUAGAGUCCGUUCCUCGGGGUGACAGGCUGUACCCGGAGAUUCUGCCUCCACUGCCCACAAUGAGGAGUGCGCCACCCUAUCUGGACAUUGCCACAGAGGAAGUCAGGGUGAAGUCAACAACGGCUUCCCCUAGAGCACGGGAGGACCAGGAGGGCUCGGCAGUGGAGCGUCCCGUGGAUGCCAGCGGGUUCAGCCCAGAAACACCUGUAGACGAAACUCCUGCCCCUACGGCAGCUACGCAGACUGUUGCCAGGCCAACAGCCGGGGACAGAGCAGGAAAGACCACAGAAGAAGAAGGAAGCUCAGGGAGUCCUGACUCAGAGCCAAAAUCAGAAGAAAAGGAAACGAAGAAAGAGCUGUCUUCCUCGCACCAUGACUUGAGGAAACCGGCGAUUGUUUACAAGGAAGAUAAGGAGGGCUCUGCAGACAGUGACGUGUCUAAAGACACCACCGAGGUAGUCAUCAUUGAGGAGUCUACCACGAGGGUGCCCGGGCUGCGUGAGGAGGCCUCCAGGGAUAAGGACACCAAGGCUGAGGUUGAUGCAGAGUACCUUACACCAUCCACAGUGUCUCACACCAUGGACAAGCCAUUGGACACCCAGGACGUGGCCAUCCCCACCAAGCUUCCAUUCCAUAUUCUUUUUGUCAACGCUGAAGAAACAAAUCAAUCAGUCGAUCCCAUUUUGCGGUUCUUAGGAGAGGGAGCCCGCAUUGAUUCUCCAGACCAACCACACCCAGCAGUUGUUGGUGAACUCCCGUUGGGUAGUGGGGACAAUGAUCUCUUUCCUUCUCCUUUGGCCACCAUUGUCCCAACCCUGAGCUUUAUUAAUGGGAAACAUGAGUUGACUCUGGAACCAGAUCACCUAGGGGUUCAAGAAGCCAGAGGAGAUCAAUUUGAGAGUGUGUCUCCCUCUGAGAAUGAGGUACCCCAGUAUGAAGGACCUGGAGACUUCUCACAGGAAACAACAACCUCAUUUGACUACUCCGUCGUUGAAGCUGGCAGCGACUCUAUAGGAGCAGAUAAGUUUGUUGAGUCGACUCCUCCCCAGCAUCCCUUGGAGAAGGAAGAAUCAUCAGGUGAGGAGCCUAAAAUAAAGACGACUACAUCAACCCAUGCUCCCGCAACAGUUGGACCGAGCACACCAAUAGGUGCGACACCGGGAAAAGAUUCCUCUCUGGCAGAAAAGGAUAGUCCCAAAGAGUUAUCCCCAGAUGGCCCAACACACAGAACCCCCUUGGAUGAAGAUAUGGAAGGAUCUACUGGUCCAGAAGGCUCAGGGCCUGAAGGUUCAGUUGUGCCCACAACUGAAGCUUUCAGCCAAAUGUCGGUGGCAACAGAUGAGGCGGAAAUAGCAGAGCUAGGGAAAGACUCAGAGGGUGUGAGUAUAGAUUUUACCACAAAAUCCCCUUUGAAACUUGUCUCCGUUAGUACUAGUGUUCUUACUGCAGACACCAGUCCGCAACCAGAAACUUCAGAGGACUUUGAAGGGUCGACUUCAGCCGAAGAGGAAGGCUCCACAUCAGAACCGUUUCCACCAACCUCUGUUGACAAAGCCUCUAAGGAUGAUGUGCGGAAAGCUGUGUCACCUCUGGAAGUCCCAAGCACUGUUGAGAAUGGUAUUGAUUUUACAGAAGGAGAGGAGACUUCAGGUGAUCAAACUGCUGAGAAGCUUCCCAAGGAGGCUUCAGUGACAAAAUCACCUGUUUUGCUAGACACAAAGGUGGAAUCCACUGCACCUUCAGUACAGUUGAAGAUUGAUGGUACCACUCAAGAAACACUGGGCACAGAGGAGAGUUCAGGAGACAUAAUUGAUACUAAAAUGUCCCAGCCAUCAAUUCCUGUUGUGAUACCAACUCCAACAAGCAGCUAUGUUAAAUCUGGUUUAGAAGAAAAGUUAGACGAGGAAAAGCAAGAUGAGGAAAAGCCUGUCAUCGACGUUGAUACCUCUUCAGUGGUUGAGUCUUCCCCGUCGCCUUUUCCCAUCCUAACCGAGGAAGCAGUGGGCAUGGCUGUUGUGACCAUCACCCCAAAAACCCCGUCUGAAAAGGCCCAGGACACAGACGGAUCCAGUGAAGACUUAACUCCUGACUCCAAGCAAGUUGUGUCAAAAUCUACCACAGCCCAACCAACAACUACUUCUAGCUCUGUGUCGUCAGAGGAAUUUUCUGGAGACAGCGUCAAGGCUUUGACUGCUGCCCAGCCUGAAGUGGUAGUUUAUGUAGGGACCACUAUCAUCCCAAAGCCUGCAACAACACCUAAAGAGUCUUUCCAGCAAGUGAUGUCAGAGGUCACUUCAACACAUCUUCCAUUUGCUGAUAAGGUUCUUGAGGAAACUGGGCCUACAACCACAAAGCCUGAAUCAAAAUCAGACUCCAGUUCUCAGGAGCAGGGACCUCAGCCAUCUCCAGGCACAGAAGUAGUCAAAUUGCAGUCUUCCAGCUCUGAAAGCUCCUCAGGGGAAGAGGAGGAGGGAAAAGAGAAAUCCCUAUUAGAGGCUACUACCUCCAGCACCACAGUGGCAUCUACCACAGCUUCGGAGGAAUAUGAAGUAGUAGACUAUGAUAGCGUUGCAGGCCCUCCAUUGCUUGAGGUUGGGCCUCCUAAUGGAAUGGAAACCACCGUGGAACCUGAGACAGGAACAGACCUUGGAUACACCAUUGAGGGUCAGACUGUUGACAUCCCAGGUGUUCAGUCUUGCACUGAGAACGUGUGCCUGAAUGGAGGUUCUUGCUAUAAGAGGGGAGAAUCCUAUAUCUGUGCAUGUGCCCCUGGCUACAGCGGGGUGCACUGUGAAACAGAUAUUGACGAGUGCCAGUCCAACCCCUGUCGAAAUGGCGCCACCUGCAUAGAUGGAAUAAACUCUUUCUCAUGCGUCUGCCUUCCAAGCUAUGCAGGAGCACUCUGUGAACAUGACACAGAGACCUGUGACUAUGGGUGGCACAAGUUCCAGGGUCACUGCUACAAGUACCUCACCCACCGCCGGACGUGGGACGCCGCAGAGAGGGAGUGUCGCCUGCAGGGGGCGCACCUGGCCAGCGUUCUUUCGCAUGAGGAGCAGCUCUUUGUCAACCGCUUGGGACAUGACUACCAGUGGAUUGGUCUGAAUGACAAGAUGUUUGAGAAUGAUUUCCGCUGGACAGAUGGUCGUCCCAUGCAAUAUGAGAACUGGAGACCCAGCCAGCCGGACAGCUUCUUCUCCACAGGCGAGGACUGUGUGGUGAUGAUCUGGCAUGAGGGCGGGCAAUGGAAUGAUGUGCCCUGUAACUACCACCUGACCUUCACCUGCAAGAAGGGCACAGUUGCUUGCGGUCAGCCUCCGGUCGUGCAGAAUGCCCGUAUCUUCGGAAACAUGAGGCCUCGUUAUGAGAUCAACUCUCUGGUGCGUUACCACUGCAAGGACGGCUUCAUCCAGAGACACGUGCCCACCAUCCGCUGCCGUGGUGACGGCCAAUGGGACCAGCCCAAAAUCACCUGCAUUAGCCCUUCCACCUACCAAAGGACAUAUGCACAGAAAUCUCAAAACAACAACUACAACAACACCAAGAGGAGAUUUGACGAGUCAGCCCGACAUGUCCACCGCUGGGCCCUUAGACAAGAAAAACAUGACCACUGAUCCCUUCGAGUAUCCCAUGGCACAAGCGUGGAAUAUGCUUUUUUGUGACAGACAGCUGAAAAAUAACAAGCAAUAUCAGGUGCCUUUCGAAUGUUUCACAACAAUUUCCGCCAUUUUGUUUUUCUUAAAGAGACUUAUCUAAGGACAACCAAAGGGACUCGGUCAGCUGGCCCUGAAAAAUCUGUGUCUGUCUGCCAUUGGUUGACUCGCGAAGUCCCUUUGCUGGAUAAUUUUUAUGUACUUUUAUUUUCCUCCUCUUUGUUUUUAACAGGAAUUACUUAUGAUCUCAUGUCUCCUAUCUAUGACUCCUAUUCAUGUUGGAGCUGAUCAUUUCAAACCUACAUUGUGAAACAAAAUGCCCGGACAGUUAUUGAAGGGGAAAAGAGUCAAGGCAAUAGCAACAUACUGUAUGUAAAUAGGCAACAGUGCAAGGCUCAAAUAAUUUAAAUAAUCAGUACAUCGCAUUAAAACAAUUUAAAACUGUUAAGACUUUCUCCUUCAGAGAGUCUGAUUACAGCUCCAUAAGGGGCUCAAACGUCCAGAGCUAGACAAGCAUAGAAUUUACAACAAAAACAAAUAAUGUGACAGCCGCAAAGCAAGGUUUUAUCUAAAAUAUCAAAUGUCAGUGUUAGAUGUACAAAUAAAUCACAGAUCGUGCACAAGCUUCUGUGAUGUGACAUUUUAAGUUUUCAAACAAGGGUCACGCUUCCUGCAGAAAUCCGCAGAUUAUAUACUGUGUAGGGAAAACUGUGAUCUGUACUGACUAUGCAAAAGAGCAAGCCAAGAGGACUGCAUAUCUGCCCCAAUCAGAUUUCAAAUUUCUGGCGCACAAGAUAUGGGAGGGGCUUUUUUGAACUGCAUUAUGAACCACACAUACAAAAUAUAAGUAAAUAUAUGAAUCUACAUUUUAAAUUGUUUUCUUAUAGAAUUUAUAAUAAGUUAAUAAUUGGGUUCAUGUUUGUGUAUAUAACCAUUUUAAUAUGUUUGUUUCAUGUGUGGUAUGAUAAAAAAAAAGCUGCCAGAAAACUUUGUUUGAAUGUUAGUGCCUGACUGUUGCUUCCAGGGAACUUCCUACUAUGACGUUAGCAAUUAAAGUGAAACCAUAGAGAUUCAGCUUAUUGGAUAUUCUACACAAGGGUAAGGGGAAUUUUUUAUAAAGAUAAUAUAAAUUUUUAUUAACAUCCACUAUUUGCUUCUGAAUUUUAUUUUUUAUUUAACCUUUAUUUACCCGGGGUAGGUUCGCUGAGCACGGAUGCUCUUUUGCGGGAACGCCCUGCUUCACACUCAUACACAUUCAGACCUGCGAGCUGCCCAGUACAACCCACAAUCCUCUAUUGUUGGCCACUGAGCAGCUCCACUGGAGGGAGAGGACAUUUUUUUAGCCAAUUGAAUUAGGGGAUGAUUAGGUGGCAAGUUUUUGUGAGAGCCAGAUCUGGGAUUUUAGCCAGGACACCGGGGAACCCCCAACACAUUGCGAUAAGUGUCAUGGGAUCUUUAAUGACCACAGUGAGUCAGGACCUCGGUUUAUCAUCUCAUCCGAAAGAUGGCAUCUCCUACAGCACAGUGUCCCCGUCACUGCACUGGGGCAUUGGGGUUUAUUUGACCAGAGGGAAGAUUGCCCCCUGCUGGCCCACCAACUUAGUAUUCCCUGGUGGUCUCCUAUCCAAGUACUAACCAAGCCUACACUUGCUUAGCUUCAGCCAGUCGGCAGGAGCAGAUUGCGUGGUGGUAUGGCUGCUGGUGAAUUCCUUGCUAUGUUAAUAGAAAACUGCUAUUUCGCCUUCAUAUUUAAAAGUGACUUUGCUUUGCCAAUAACCAAGGGUCUUAAUGUGUGAAAGCUGCUCAGGCUGUAUUUACACUUUUUAUUUUAUGACAAUGUAUUAAAACCAUGAUUAAUAGAAUGUACUAUGUGGAAAAAAAACUCAGAGAGACUUGAACAAUUGCUUUUGAUGAGAGCUGCAAAUAAUUUAUUUUAACACUUUUUCACAUGUCUAGGUAUCUUGGAGAAGCAAUCAUAUAUAUACAUGGCACAUUUUUGAUAGAGAUGCAGAAAUAUAUUUAUGCAGUACAGGUGAUUGGUGAAAACACAAGGCCUCAUUACAGUUUAUCCUAAAUGUGAUUGUUUUUUAAUUAGAAUGAUGAAUCAAAAUAUGCCCUGCACUUUUUAUUCUAAAGUGAUGCCUUUCAUCAGUUGUGCCAGGCUUGAUGCUAUGGAAGUGCUGAAUAAUGGUACUAUUUUUACAGUAGAAAAGCAUGUUGAGGAUAGACUUGAACUGAGGCCAAAAUGCCAUUGUAAUAAAGAUGGUGCUGUCACAUUCAUUCAUAAAGAUGUAGAUGAUGUAGUCUGGGCUUAGUUUGGAAACCAAAGCCCCAAACUCACUGUGUCCAUCAGUAAACCAUCUGUGGCUCAACACUGAAACCUUUUUAUAAACUUGUGUUGCUCAAGGGAUUCAAGCCGAUUCAUUUGUCUCGUCCCCACCAGCAAUGUCCUUAAUUAAACCUGUUUGUUUGUUUCUUUUAUUUUCUUCUUUUUUGUCUUGUGUUUUAUCAUUAAAAUGCACAUGUAUUUGUAUUUAUAUCAUAACUUUAUUGUAUAAUGUGAAUGUCUGGGAUGUUUGUGAAUUAUGCUUUGUAAAGACUUUUACCUUUUUGUACAUGCUCUAUGUCACCAAAGAAGGCCACCCAUUUUAAUACAUUAUUUUGUGUCUA
This is a messenger RNA of Anguilla rostrata (American eel), 8934 nucleotides long. RefSeq names its product versican b (gene vcanb). The transcript is spliced from 18 exons. NCBI's taxonomy places the organism in Eukaryota, Metazoa, Chordata, Actinopteri, Anguilliformes, Anguillidae. Gene Ontology annotation, cellular component: perineuronal net; synapse. Gene Ontology annotation, biological process: positive regulation of neuroblast proliferation; skeletal system development; cell adhesion. Gene Ontology annotation, molecular function: hyaluronic acid binding; calcium ion binding. The record is from RefSeq and is a predicted model, not a curated record. Bases 1276 to 6225 code for a protein of 1649 amino acids.